UCCUGGAGAGUUUGAACGAUGUAAGAAAGCACUGUGAUUUUUACCAAGUCAAAAACCACGCACAAAAUCCCGCACCCCGCCAGCCCCCCGCCGCCUAAGCCUGGCCAAGGGGAAGGGGCCGCCGGCGGAAUCUCGCGCCCCCCGGCCCCCCUCGCCCCCCUCGCUCCGCCAUCAAUCACUUCGCCCGCGCUCCGCGCGCGCCUCCCGGCGGAGUCCUAGGCCCGCGGGCUAGAGGCGCUUUACCUCCCGGCGGGAGCGCCUCUCCUCCGCGUCCCUCGCCCCAGCCCCCUGCCCGCCCCACUUUGGGACCCUCCAGCCGCUUUCCCCACAAAUGAAAUCUCUGCAAUGAACAAACGAAAGUGGCGCGGAUUUCGGGGCGCCCAGCCGGAGCGAGCGCGGCCGCCAGCCGCAAGUCCGCAGCCGUGUCCCGCGCCCCACGCCGGCCUCCCCGGCGGCAGCCGGAGACCAGCGCCAGCACCGGCGGGACAGCAGCAGAUGCGGGCCGAGAGCCGGGCAGGGGCGCAGAGGCGGCGUGGAUCGGCGCGGCGGGGAGCUCACCGCGAGGCUGGAGGCUGCGUCUGCGGGCGCACCAGGAGCUCAGGCAGCGGGCGAUCGAACGCUCUGUGGCGGGCGGUGGACGCUGCUGAAGAGGUGCCUUCCCCCAAGGAGCCACCGCUCAUGCUUGGAAACGCAUGCCUGGACUUUUUGAGAAGUGACCAGGGCAGGCUGGAGGCUGGGGCACACGCGGGUCACCCUGGGGCUCGAAAAGCACACCGGCUCCCCUCUAGUCAAGACCAGCAUCGGGGUUCUUCCUCAAGACUGGCUCCUCCUCCACUACUUCCAGCCCCCGGAGGGCGCCGCAGACAAGGCGUUGACCUUGCGCUCCCUCCCCUCGCUGGGGAAGGACACACUCGCUGGCGUCAGCCCGGCUGGCCUGGGAAGUCGGACUAAGGACCCGAACUGGAACCCUCCACACCAGACAGCACAGACCACCCCAAGGCUGCUCAAUCCGCCCAAAGCCAAAAAGCUCCCCUGCCAGGACCUUGGUGCUGUGGAGACUGCGGGGAACCUGGUCUGCCCACACCUGCUCUGGCCCCUAGACAGAAGCACCUGGAGCCAACCACGGAACUCCAGAUCCCAGCUGUGUGACUGAAUCCACUCCAG
Messenger RNA from Pongo pygmaeus (Bornean orangutan), 1164 nucleotides. Its product is annotated as putative insulin-like growth factor 2 antisense gene protein. The transcript is spliced from 5 exons. Lineage: Eukaryota; Metazoa; Chordata; Mammalia; Primates; Hominidae. Bases 346 to 951 code for a protein of 201 amino acids. The record is from RefSeq and is a predicted model, not a curated record.